UCCGCUGCCGGGCGCGCAACUCCAAUUUAAUUACUGCUCUCGCAACGCUCUUUGUUUUAUUGCCAUGGUCAGCCGGCAUUGGACCACGUUAGUAUCGCUUGUUCUAGUCGGUCGCAUUUUGGCCAGCGAUCUGUUCUCCCUGCCACCUGCCACGAACCACAGCGAGGAGCUGUUGGAGGACUAUGGCCAGUUCCUACUGUCAACCAUGAACCGGAGCAUCGACCCGUGCGAAAACUUUUACGAGUUCAGCUGCGGCGGGUGGAAGAAGGCGGAUGUGGUGCCGGCAGAGGCCAGGAACACGAGCUUCCUCCACGCCAUCCAGCACAAGAUCGACGAGCAGAUCCUGGGCUUCCUGCAGAACGCCACCAAGCGAGAGCUGGAGGAUCUAGGUGUCAACGGAACCAAGUCUGCGGAAACCAAGGCCAAGCAGUUCUAUGCCAGUUGCAUCGAUGUAAAGGCCAACCUGUCGCUGGCCUACCAGUAUUUUCAAGGACUUGACGAGGAUCGCCUCAAGGACUCCAACGCGACUUUCGACUGGAUGUACAUAAACUUCAUGUCAAAGUAUGACAUCUACCCUCUGGUGCCCCUGAAAGUCCACUACAACACCGCCACUAGGAAGUUCGACGUACUCCUGUCGCCGCCCAUGAAAGUCCUCUCCGGCUUCAGUGAAGAGCAAAUAAAAAACAUGACCAGGGAGUUUGGCUUGGACGCCAGUGCGGACAAGGCCAAGCAGUUCAUUGAGAACUUCAACAACCUCACAAGAUUCGAAAGAAACCUGACUUCCAUGACCAAGUUGCGAAACGAAACCGAACGCCUCAGCUUAAAGGACUUCCUGGCCAAGCACAAGCAGGAUCGCUUGAACUGGACGCGCUUUUUCGAGCUGGCUUUCAACGGCAGUCAGGAUCUUCAAUGGCCAGUUCUCAAUCAGCUGGACAAUGUCAACGACUUGGUUUACUUUGUAGAGCAGUCCGAUCUGGACACACUGAAGAGUUACGUCCAACUGCGUGAGCUCCUCAAGUUCUAUGCUCUGUGGAAGACACAGACUAGGAGCGGGGGAGUUUCGAGUGAAUGCCGCUCCCUGGCGGAAACCUACUUCAACUACGCCCUCUUGCCUUGGUUCAUAGGAAAGGUCUUCGACAAGGACCGACGGGCAGAUAUACUGAGCAUCGCCAAGGACAUCAAGGACACGUUCUACGACCUCCUCGAUCACUACACCUGGUUGGAUGACGAGACGCGGUCGCAGGCCAAAACCAAACUGGCUUCUAUGGACGUUUUGGUCGGCUACACAGAUGACUUGCAGCAUCGGGAGGUGAUAGAUCAGGUGUAUGCGGACAUCAAUAUGACCAACAAUUGGUUCGAGAACCUCUGCAUCCUGGAGGGCAGUCGAGCCAGGAUACGGUUGCGCUCGGUGGACAAGGCCCUCAUCCCGCUGCUGAUGCCGACGAGGACCGUCAACGCCUACUAUGCGGAUUUCCUUAACCUGGCAUUCAUCACCAUUGGCAUGGCCCAGUGGCCCUUCUACCACCUGGACUUCCCCGAUGUGCUCAAAUACGCCGGAGUGGGAAACAUUAUAGGCCACGAGAUGGCCCAUGGCUUCGACUCGUACUGCUAUCAGUACAACUACGACGGCAAGAAGAUCAACUGGUGGUCGUCAGCUUCCCUGAGGAACUUCAAGGAGCGCUAUCGCUGCCUGGAGUCCCAAUACAACAAGUUCAUCCUGAUGGGCGUGCAAACCAACGGCACUCUCACCUCCGGCGACAACAUAGCCGACAACGUGGGCACUCGGAUGGCGUACUACGCCUACAAGCGGAAGAGCGGGGACAAGGCUUGGUCGGAGAAACCUCUGCGGGGAGUGAACUUCACCAACAAGCAGCUGUUCUUUGUGAAAUUCGCUCAGACCUGGUGCAACGGCAAGGACAGUGGCGAGAAGCUCCGGAGGCUCAAGACGGAUGUCCAUGCCUAUGACGAGUUUCGGGUGCAGGGCACUCUCAGUAACAUGCCUGAGUUCAGCGAGGCCUUCAACUGCAAGCUGGGCACCGAAAUGAAUCCCCUCAAGAAGUGUGUGGUGUGGUAA
Molecule: messenger RNA, 2074 nt
Organism: Drosophila bipectinata
Lineage: Eukaryota; Metazoa; Arthropoda; Insecta; Diptera; Drosophilidae
Gene: Nepl7
Product: Neprilysin-like 7
Biological process (GO): proteolysis
Cellular component (GO): plasma membrane
Molecular function (GO): metalloendopeptidase activity
Source: RefSeq, a predicted model, not a curated record